GCUCACAGAAUGAGAAGUCCCCAUCCACCAAGCUUUGUACUUUGCUUACUUACCUUGUUCACUUCCUGCUAGACUGACAGCUCCCUGAGAGCAGGCAUUUCUGAGUCUUAGUCACUGCUUUUAUAGCUAGAUCUAGAACACCCAUGUGGAGCCAGACUGCCUGGAUUCAGAAUCCCAGUUCUUCUCCUUCCUUGCUGUGUGACUCCUGGACAACCUCUCUGGGGCCUCAGCUUGCUCAGCUGAUGGGUGUCAUGAUAGCGCCUCCCCCAUAGUGUGGUCACAAGGAUGAGAGCAGAACUUUCCUGGGAAGUGCCUGGAGUAGUGCCUGGCACACAGUAGGUGGUCAGUUGAAUAUUUGAGAGACAAGAUAGUUUUACUUACAAAGACAUAGCAAUGUCUACCUUAUUUCCCUGAGAGAAGAUGCAUGUUUUCCCCCCAUUUGAACCUUUCUGAAAAUGGAAUGGAUUUUACAGUCAGUGGUGUCUGGGGAUUAUAAUUGACAAUGUUUUUUUCCAUUCUUAUUGACACUUAAAAUACUACUGAAGCUUAGAUUUGAUGACAUUUAAUAAACAGAUGACAUAUAUUAGGUGGAAAUAUGUGAUUUCUGAUUUUCAGGUGCUUUGACUUAUAAAGCUAUGAUUUUAUAACCUAAAAGAUGGUUAGAAAGGACACACGUAGAUUCCAUUAUUAGAUAAAUCAGCAGUUCUCAAUUUUUUUUUUUUUUCUUUUUGGUCUCAGGACCUCUUCACACUCUUAAAAUUAUUGAGGACCCCAAACAGUUUUUAUUGAUCAGGGUUAUAUUGGUUGUUACCACAUUCAAAGUGAAAACUGAGACAUUUUAAAAAUAGGCAUUCAUUCAUUUAAAAAUAGCAACAAUGUGUUAGAAUAAGCAGUGUGUAUUUUUAUUAAAAUAACUGUAUUUCAGGACAUUGAAGGGGAGGAGUGGCACAGUGGCAUUUUUGCCCGUCUCUUUAGUGUCUGGUUCAGUAGAAGCCAGUUGGAUUUUCCUAGCUGCUUCUACGUUUGGUCUGUUGCAAUAUUCCAUGUCAUGUGGACUCUGGAAAACUCCACUGUACGCUCGUGAGAGUAACCAAGUGAAAAAGGUCUAUUCUCCGGUGACCCCAGUACCCACCAUGGCCCCCCUCAACUCCUACAUGACCCUGAACCCGCUGAGCUCUCCCUACCCCCCAGGGGGGCUCCCUGCCUCCCCACUGCCCACUGGACCCCUGGCGCCCCCAGCCCCCGCAGCGCCCCUGGGGCCCACCUUCCCAGGCCUGGGCGCCAGCACGGGUGGAGGCAGCAGCUCAGGGUACGCGGGGCUGGUCCCCGGGAAGGAGAUGCCGAAGGGGCACCGGCGGCCCCUGGCGCACGCCAAGCCGCCCUACUCCUACAUCUCGCUCAUCACCAUGGCCAUCCAGCAGGCGCCGGGCAAGAUGCUCACCCUGAGCGAGAUCUACCAGUGGAUCAUGGACCUCUUCCCCUACUACCGCGAGAACCAGCAGCGCUGGCAGAACUCCAUCCGCCACUCGCUCUCCUUCAACGACUGCUUCGUCAAGGUGGCGCGCUCCCCGGACAAGCCGGGCAAGGGUUCCUACUGGGCCCUGCACCCCAGCUCAGGUAACAUGUUUGAGAACGGCUGCUACCUACGCCGCCAGAAGCGCUUCAAGCUGGAGGAGAAGGUGAAGAAAGGGGCUGGCGGGAGCUCGGCCUCCAGGAACAGUGCGGGGUCGGCCUCCGCGGCCGCCGCCCCUGCCGCCACUGUGGCCUCCACGCCGCAGCCGCAGCCCCCGCCCCCGGAGCCGGAGGCCCAGGGUGGGGACGAAGUGGGGGCUCUGGACUGUGGCUCGCCCGCUGCUCCCUCCACACCCUAUUUCACAGGCCUGGAGCUCCCAGGGGAGCUAAAGCUGGAUGCGCCCUACAACUUCAAUCACCCUUUCUCCAUCAACAACCUGAUGUCGGAACAGUCGCCAGCACCCCCCAAGCUGGACGUGGGAUUUGGGGGCUACGGGGCAGAGGGUGGGGAGUCUGGGGUCUACUACCAGGGCCUCUAUUCCCGCUCUCUGCUUAACGCAUCCUAGCAGGGGUGGGGUGGGAGCGUGGUGGGUGGGAUCCGGCUGUAGCUCAUACCAUCGGGCUCGGGGCCUGACCUUUUCCCCCCGGGACGCCUUGCUCGUCCAGGCUGUCAACAUCUUGGUCCGCCUACUGCUCACCAUGGUGACUGCCAUCACUGGGCAUCCUGUUGAUCCACUGAGUACUAUGAUAGCUGCCACUGACAUCGUGGUGGGCCCACUGAGUACUGUGAAGACGGCCAUACUGAUCGAUGUGAUGAGGUUGACCUGUUGGGUCCUCAGAUGGCCACCCUCUGGGAUGACUUCUUGGUUGGCUCCUCGGGUGCUGUGAUGCCCAGCCUCUCGGCUGAGCCUCUGGAUGUGAUGGUGGCACUGUUUUGGUUACAUCUUUGGCCCAUUGGGUGCUGUGAUGGCCACCAUAUUGACCGCCUGCCAUCACCCGGGUACCCCUGUGCAAAAUGGUGGCCACCGCAGCCCCGGGGCUGGCCGUGUCAUCCCUGUCUCUGGUGUGAGCUGAGUGAGAGGUAGAGAUGAGGAUACUCCUUGUUUUUUGUUUUUUUCCUGGAGCCCAUUCUCCCUCUGAUCCUGGAGAAACCAGAAAGGACUGGUUAGGGUGUGGGGGAUUUCUACUAAAGUCUGGUUCUUGCCGAGGAAGGGGGUUACUGGCUGUGUUUGACCAUUAAAGGCACCAUUUCUGCCUCUUA
Messenger RNA from Capra hircus (goat), 2773 nucleotides. RefSeq names its product forkhead box A3 (gene FOXA3). The transcript is spliced from 2 exons. Gene Ontology annotation, molecular function: RNA polymerase II cis-regulatory region sequence-specific DNA binding; transcription factor binding; DNA-binding transcription factor activity, RNA polymerase II-specific. NCBI's taxonomy places the organism in Eukaryota, Metazoa, Chordata, Mammalia, Artiodactyla, Bovidae. Gene Ontology annotation, biological process: anatomical structure morphogenesis; regulation of transcription by RNA polymerase II; cell differentiation. The coding region runs from base 1044 to 2078 and encodes 344 amino acids. The record is from RefSeq and is a predicted model, not a curated record.